Cylicocyclus nassatus is the source of this 2987-nucleotide messenger RNA. Lineage: Eukaryota; Metazoa; Nematoda; Chromadorea; Rhabditida; Strongylidae. The record is from the annotation of a GenBank genome assembly.
AGAAUGACGAGCACUUUCCGAAUGACAAAGAAAAAAGAGGUUGUUGUCAAGGAAAAGAACACGAUCAUGGCAGCUUUCAAAAGGCAAGAGCAGAAAAAGACAUGUCCGCUGUGCAAGGAAUCUAUCCUUCUUACUCUCUACAGAGCACAUAUGGACAAAUGCCAACUCACUGGUAACGAUGAUGAUUGUGAGAUCAUCCAAGUCCUGUCGGCAGAGGAAGGACGAGCUCUGCGGGCCGGCUCGCCGAUUGUAAUCGACGCUGAGGACUCGCAGAAGAAUCUCACCCCGUCAACGGAUAAUGUCAGUCAAGAAUCUGGUAGAAAACGUAGGAGUGGGAGGAUUGUAACCGAGAGCGAAUCAGCUGAAGAAGUAAAGAUGGUGAAAAUUGAGCCCUCCACACCAACACCGAUAGAACCAGAAAAUCGACCACCCGAUGCAAAGAGGCUCAGUGAACCAGAGAAAACUGCGCAGGUCACUACUGUUAAGAGAACGAAAAGGAUUACCGCGUGCGUCUCUUCUCCACUGCUAGAGCAGAAACCAAGUACGUCAGCAGAUGAGCCUAUACGUCUACCUUCUCCUGAACCCCUCAAUCUAGUCACAGCCGAUGAGAUUGUAAAAAAGACUGAGGCUAUUUUAAAUACGUUCAUGCUGUCACCACGGAAGAAACUCGGUUCGCAAGAAAAUUCUGAAGACACACUAUCUACAGAUUCCCGAAGGACACCUUAUAUAGUGAAAUUCGCAUUGCUCAUAUUGCGUAGAGUUAUGAUGACAUUGAAGUCGGAUGGAGGACGAUACGACGAGAAGUUUUGGGGGAAGCAUAUGAGGACAUUUGACAGAUUCCUCAAUCUCUCGAAGGCUGCACGAGAGCUUUUCAUGCGAUUGCAUUUGCGAAAAUCAUGGUGGCUAACAAUAGAAAAGUUGCGCGAAAGAUAUGCCGAGCUAUCAUUAACUAUGGAUGAAUCAUUGAAAGAGCUGGUUGAUAUCGGCUUUGUCGAUAGUGACAGACAUCUGUCAGAUCUUGAAGAAGUUUUGCAAAUAGCACCUCUCCCUAUCUUAAAGGUUGUUGCGAAGAAGUAUCAGAUAGAUAUUACCAAGGGCAAGAUUGAGCUUAUCACAACUUUAAAGACCUUCUCCGCAAAGCAAAAGGGUCUUUUCGGCCAGACGAGUUCGGUAGCAGUGGCCAUGGCGAAAACGGUGAAGAAGGAGCUGGGUGCUUGCUACCGCAUUAAUAGAAACAUCAGUAUGAUUUUUAAGGCCUUGUUUACACUAUAUGCGCCCACGGAAAUGUGCUCUUCACUGGUAAUUGACCAACCUAGUCUGAACUUAUCCCAGAAUUUGCUGUACACUCUGCUACGAAUGGACCAGGGAGCUGUGCAGUUUCCUGCUCCAAAUCCCUGCCAACAUAUCUUGUCCAUUUAUGACAACAAAGAGGAGCUCAUGGAAUACGUAGAAGCGAAGGAAUUAGAGACUGAACUUGUUUUUCUGAUGAGCACUGGCAAACUUGAUGGAGCCUAUGAGUGCGCCUUCAAAGCGCGAGAAAGGUUAUUGGGUCUCAGCGAAGAGAGUCGAUCUAGAGCUGCAGAUUUGUCCAUAUCUUUGCGACGUUACACAGCUUUCGCUGUGUUAAUUAGAUGCAUCGCGCAUGGUGCGGGAGUUUUGGAACGUCAAAAGAAAUACGCUACGGCGAUCAGCUGGCAGAGAUUUUUGCUCAAAACACCAGAGCUCAAACCGUUCUGCACAAAUGCGAGAGGCGCUUGGUGGGAUCGCCUCGCACUCAAUCUGGACGCUCAUAUGAAGGAGAGAGAGGAGGCACUGCAAGAAAUACGAGAAGGAAUGGAUGAUGACGCGGUAGCGGACAAGGACAAGCUGAUGCUACAGGAUCGAGCCAUUCGCAUUUCAAAUGGUGAUUUCCUCGAGAGAAUCGUGAUUAUGAACCCUAUCAAGAAAGAAAUUCUUGGAACGACCCUCGCAAAAGAGUUGGGCGACUCAAAAAUCAAUCGUUUUGUCGUGAAAGAUGACGUUGACUUCGCGGAAUGUAGCGUUGAAGAAAUAGUGCGAAGACACUACCUGGCAAAGGAAGGAUUCAACAAUGGUGUUCACGCAGAAGGAUCAAUCUGGCAUACCAUCUUGGGCUUACUGUUCUAUGACAUCGUUUUUGAUCAUAGUUUGAAGGAUGUGUGGCUCAGUGAAUUGCAGGCUCAUCCAAUUGACCUAAACUCCCGCGAUUUAUAUAAGAAUCGGCAAGAAAGAUUUGAUGAGCGAUUUGCCUGGUUAGAGACAACCACAAAUGAAGAGAUCGAGGACGUGGUGCGAUCAACAUGGAGUGCACAACAUGCUCAAGAAACAUCCGAAAUCAAUUGGGAACUCUUCCACAGUGUCGACGAUUUACUCGUAUUUCUGUUUUGCUGUCCGAGACCAGGCCUGCUUGCGGUACUACGCAGAGUAAUCACAGACUACCGCAAUUGUCGAAGUGGAUUUCCCGAUCUGACUGUUUGGAACUCUAGCAAGAAAACGGUUGCUGUGGUGGAAGUGAAGGGCCCCGGUGAUAAGCUUUCCACAAAACAGCGUCUAUGGCUCGAUUACUUCAUGCGAAAUGGUAUUAGAGCCGAGGUUUGCCAUGUGAUAGCUGAAGGCAGCCGCAAACUGAGAAAAUAGUUACGAAGAAAUGCAAAACAGUGAUAGCUAUAUGGCCGUAUGCGGGUUUGGAAUUGUUGCCUUGACAGGAUGGAGAAGUUAAACUUCGGCACUAGCAAAAAGUUCCUCACGAAAAAACUACGAGUUAUCAGUCAUGCUGAUCCUCUUGCAGUAAUUGCCUUGUGGAGCUUAAAUUCUCGUCUUUCGGUCUUGCUAAAAAUCAGUGAGCCAAUGAUCGCUGUGAAAUGUCCUCCCAAAUUCUAGCAUUGUUUCGAUGCUCAGAAUGCCCCAGUUACACAAAAUUUCUACCAAUUUGCUUCUGCAUGAUCGAAUUAGUGUCUAUCAAAAUCAAA